Messenger RNA from Arachis ipaensis, 1471 nucleotides. Lineage: Eukaryota; Viridiplantae; Streptophyta; Magnoliopsida; Fabales; Fabaceae. The record is from RefSeq and is a predicted model, not a curated record.
CCAAUUUAUCCAUGGUGUUAACAUGGAAAGCAAAAUUCUUAAUGUAAGCUAGCUAUCUUUGAAACUUGGAGAGACUUCUCUUCUCCACCGCAGCUUCAUCGUUGUGCUCGACAGCGUUACCGCGGCUUCACCGUCAUCAUCCACAAGCCACGGCAGUUUCGUCAUCGUCGAGACAGCUCCUUCUCCUCUUCAUCCUUGCAAAUUCAAGCCAAAGGGUUUGGCCUGUGAAAUUUGAAUACUCCAUAGAGUUCGACAGUAGAGGGUGCCUGCUGCCUAGUGUUGGCUUGUGUGUGUUGGUGAUCCCCGUUUGGGUUAAAUAAUGCCAAAUAAAGGAAAUAAAAUAACAGAAGCAAAUCAACCUUCUAAAGACAACUUAAGAUGGUCUGAUGAGAUGGAUGAAGUUCUGCUGAAUGCAUUAGCAGAAGAAGCAUUGAAAGGUAAUCGACACGAUGGCUCGUGGACAACUGAAGCAUAUGCCAAGGCUGUGAAGACUUUGAGCAUAGCAAUAGGCCCGAACAUAACAAAGAACCACAUCAAGAAUAGAAUGAAGACAUUGAAAGAUCAUUUUGUUCAGGCAUAUGACUUAUUUCAUCACUUAAGUGGAUUUGCGCGGAAUCUUGUUACUAGAAAGUUUGAAGCUGAAGAAGAAGUGUUGCAAGACUUUAUUAAGGAGAAACUAUAUGCAGAAAAAUGGAAAAAAAUGCAAAUUAAGCAUUAUGAUACUUUGAAGGAGUUGUUCGGAGCUGAUAAAGUGAUGCGUGAGCAUCUUUUCUAUCUUUUCCUAGUGAAUUUACAUUUGAAUUGUUAAGUUUAAUCAAGAUUUAGUUAUCUUUUUGCCACCAUGAAUACUACUUUGAGUUAUGUGCAAUUCUGUUUAUUUCAGGUAGCAGUCGGAUGGAUUAUAUGGAGUUUCUGUAGAAAAAGAGAAGAAAGUGAAUGAUGUUGUCAACUCUGACCUCCCUGCACUCCAACAAGAAUAACUCAAGUUACAGAAGUCCAAUUGAUGUUAUUCUAGUGGCAUUAAAAAUCUAACUUCAAGAGCUUUCCAACGAUGUAUAAUAGUAUACACUUCUUCUCCAGCAAUUCGGUCAUACUGGCGCCUAACUUCAAGUUUCUCAAGUUAGGCACCAGAAAAAGAAUGUAAGUUGAGUUGUAGGCUGUAUUGGUGGCGCCUAACUUGGGAUUAUCCAAGUUAGGCGCCAAGACAAGAGGAAACCUUCAAGAGUUCACUGCUAAGGUGGCGCCUAACUUAGGUUUCACCUAGUUAAGCGCCAAAUACAACCAUCAGCCUCCAAUUCCAUUCGGCCAGGCUCAAGUCCAACUUCAGCAUCCCAAGUUAGGCGCCAGCUUUAUGAAAGGCAAUGGUCCCCAUGCUCCUCAAGGCCUGCACGAGAUCUUUGUUGAUUUUGAUUAAACUUUUAUUGUAUUUAUAAAUAGGAAAAUAUAUUAUUUAGUUUUAGAAAAUAUAUUU